AUGACUUCCCGAUCCACAACCACCGUGUGUGAGCCUAGCUCCUCACGCCUCGAGUCAAGCUCCAUCAGAACCUCAACCCUGAGAGCCAAUCCAAAGGACUCUAUGAAGUCCACCUGGCGUCUUGCCGAUCGAAAAAACUGGACAACAUCGCACUGGUUCUUCGAAUACUUGGGUAUUCAUCCCGUCUCCUUGGAUAAGCAGGUGCCUGUUCAUCAGAAAGGAGACAAAGUGCCCUACACGCCAGAGUGGCAGUUGCAUCGUUGGGUUCUUGUACACUCGCUCGUUCCAAUCGCCAUACAUCACCUCAUUGUGAGAUUUACUGGUCACAAUCUUACGCCAAUGCAAGCCUUUUUCUUCUACAGCCUUGCUUUCAAGGUGGCCGCCGUUCACCAACUCCAUGCUUUGCGCCGAGUCGGACAUAUAACGGGAUUUUUGGACGGCGAUGUACAUGCUAGGGAUGGAGUACCCGAUGUCGGAGUUACAAAAGUCGUGAAGAGUCUCAUUGCCACCUCGAGCUUCCGCCCAGUCUUUACGGUAUUCCUUAGCUACCGUACCUACCAAUCGCCUUCGAGUAUGAAUUGGCUGUGGCUGCCAUUGGAGAUUGGUCUCUAUGGUAUUGUACUGGACUUUUGGUUCUAUUGGUACCACAGACUUAUGCAUGAGGUUGGCAGUCUGUGGAAAUUUCACCGCACCCAUCACUUGACCAAGCACCCGAACCCACUCCUGACACUGUACGCCGACUUCGAACAGGAGAUUUUCGAUAUCGCUGUCAUCCCGCUUGCGACCUACUUCUCUCUGAAGUUUCUUGGAUUGCCAAUGGGUUUCUACGAGUGGUGGAUAUGCCACCAGUAUGUUAUGUUUACCGAGUUGUCUGGUCAUAGUGGCCUACGCGUAAACACUUCACCUCCUAGUACACUCACGUGGCUUUUGCGCAUGUUUGAUGCUGAGCUUCUCAUUGAAGAUCACGAUCUUCACCACCGUAAGGGUUGGAAGACAAGCGGCAAUUACGGAAAACAAACUCUGUUGUGGGAUAAGGUUUUUGGAACUUGUAUUGACAGGAUUGAGUUGAAGAAGGAGAACUUGGACUGGGAAACGCGUAUCGACCUGCCGAUAUUUUAA
Molecule: messenger RNA, 1119 nt
Organism: Fusarium pseudograminearum CS3096
Lineage: Eukaryota; Fungi; Ascomycota; Sordariomycetes; Hypocreales; Nectriaceae
Exons: 1
Coding region: 1-1119 (372 amino acids)
Biological process (GO): ergosterol biosynthetic process
Molecular function (GO): C-4 methylsterol oxidase activity; iron ion binding
Source: RefSeq, a predicted model, not a curated record